UGAAGAAGGGAAGCGCAGAGGGGUGUCGACGAUGAGAAAGGAAGGGUAGAGGAGAAGAGGAGGGGAGGGAUAGAGGCAUAAUAAUAGUAUAUUAUUACAAGCUUCCAAAUAUGGCGGCCAAAUCUGACGGGGUCUUGAGAAUGAAGAAGAGCGACGUUGCGUUUACGCCUCUGCAGAAUUCGGACCACUCAGGCUCGAUGCAAGGACUAAACCCAGGAUCCCAGCCGGACUCAGCAGGGACAGGGGACGGGGAUUUUGUGAACGGAGAGUCGAGAUGUUGUGGUGGGGGAGGUUCGAGUUCGACGUGCCUUCGACAGAGCAGGGAGCAGCAGCAGAAAUACACGAUAUGGGACUGCAUGUGGAUUUUGGCUGCAGUGACAGUCUAUUUCGCUGAUGUCGGAACCGAUGUUUGGUUGUCUGUCGACUAUUUCCUCCGGCAUGACUACUGGUGGUUUGGGCUAACCCUAUUUUUCGUGGUUCUGGGCUCCUUUUCCGUGCAGGUCUUCAGUUUCCGAUGGUUCGUCCACGAUUUCAGUACAGAGGACGGCUCGGCCUCAGCGGGGACGGGAUCCAGCGGUGGUAUUGGUGCGGCAAACUGCUCGCACAUGGACGGGAACAAACUGCUGAGCGGCUCAGCCUCACAUGGGGACGUAACCGCUCACCACCAGCCGUCAACACCUCAAAGACAGGCCUCAACAACCAGCAGGAACAUCAUAACCAACAGCAACGCCAGCACCGUCGGGAGAUGUAAGAGUAAAAAGAGGUCGGCCGCUUACUCGCUCUUCGUCUGGUUCGCACAGACCGUCAUUCAUGUUCUGCAGCUUGGGCAGAUCUGGAGGUAUUUCCACACCAUCUACCUGGGUUUUCGAAGUCGACAGAGCGGAGAAACCGAGCGCUGGCGUUACUACUGGAGGAUGGUUUAUGAGUUUGCUGAUGUGAGCAUGCUUCAUCUGCUGGCCACCUUUCUGGAGAGUGCGCCACAACUGGUGUUGCAACUCUGUAUCAUCAUUCAGACUCACAAAUUGCAGGCUGUGCAAGGAAUGACAGCAGCAGCUUCCCUGGUAUCCCUGGCAUGGGCCUUGGCAUCCUACCAGAAGGCUCUCCGUGAUUCUCGGGAUGACAAAAAGCCCAUCAGUUACCUGGCGGUCAUCAUCCAGUUCUGCUGGCACUUUUUCACCAUAGCGGCACGAGUCAUCACCUUCGCUCUUUUUGCCUCCGUGUUCCAGCUGUACUUCGGAAUAUUCAUUGUCUUGCAUUGGUGUGUCAUGACCUUUUGGAUAGUCCACUGUGAGACUGAUUUCUGCAUCAGCAAGUGGGAGGAGAUUGUGUUCGAUAUGGUGGUGGGUAUUAUCUACAUUUUCUCCUGGUUCAAUGUCAAGGAAGGGCGCACAAGGUGUCGUCUCUUCAUCUACUACCUGGUGAUCCUAGUGGAGAAUGCAACUUUGAGCACGCUUUGGUACCUCUACCGCUUGCCCCAUACCACUGACGCCUUUGCUGUGCCCGCACUCUGUGUGAUUUUUAGCAGUUUUCUGACUGGUGUAGUCUUUAUGCUCAUGUACUAUGCCUUUUUUCACCCUAAUGGUCCACGCUUUGGACGCUCACUCAGCAGCCAAGCACUUGACUUGGACCCUACUGCACAGUUCUCAACACUACCCUCAGAAGGUGCCACCAACUCACUGCGCUCUAACCGCGGUGGUACCACAACACUUGAACGUGAUAUGGGGAAGUACUCAGAACGGGAUGGUUGUAUGCCAGUGUUCCAGGUGCGUCCCACUGCACCUUCCACACCUUCAUCUCGUGUCCCACGCCUUGAAGAGACCGUAAUCAAGAUUGAUCUUUGUCGGAACCACUACCCAGCUUGGGAACGUCAUGUCCUGGACCGGAGUAUACGUAAGGCAAUCCUGGCUAUAGACUUCUCCCCUACAGCCCCCCGGUUGCAGUACAAAGAUGAUGCUCUGGUGCAGGAGAGAUUGGAGUAUGAGACCACAUUAUAGUCCCACCCUACCAUUACUUGUAGGGGGAAAUUGAAAGGAGCUGUUUGGCAGAAUAAAUCCUCCUAUUGGAUCAACAGCAGCAAGGACUGCAGCAAUAAAUUGCUAUCACAUUCAUAGCCUAUAUCACAUGAAUGGCCCCAGUCGGAAUUGAACCCCUAACCUUUGGCAGUAUCAGUGCUAUGCUUGAGGUAAAUGCCACGAUAACACCAGGCACUCCAGCUGAGCAACAGGAUCAGCCAUCAUGGAUGGUUGUUCCAGGAGAUCUCAGCUCCAGGGGGAAGCCUCAAUGUCAUUCCUACUUCAUCUUAACAUGGAAAAUCCUCUGUAAUGCUAAUUAAAUUGAUAGAAUGGUUUCAAACUAAUUAACCACGCCCACCCCCCAAGGUAACACUUUUUUUUGUUUAGCAUUUGUAAAGGUUGGAGAAGCAAGAAUCCUGUCCACCAAAGUCUGAGAUUGCAACAUAUAUCCAGAUAGGAUCUUUGGUGUGGGGAGCUUCUGUUAUGAAUGCAAUACCUGAUUUCCACUGAAAACUGAAACACCCCUGAUUUUAUAUCAAGUAAUCCCCUUUCUUGUGUUGAAUAGUAGCUGGAAAUCCAGAAUAUUCUCCUACAUAAGAAGGUGAGAAUAAUCAAGGAACUGCUCUACGUCUAAAGCCCAACAGAAGAAUAA
Messenger RNA from Lampris incognitus (smalleye Pacific opah), 2664 nucleotides. It is a transcript of the gene xkr4, whose product is annotated as XK related 4. The record is from RefSeq and is a predicted model, not a curated record. The transcript is spliced from 4 exons. Gene Ontology annotation, cellular component: plasma membrane. Lineage: Eukaryota; Metazoa; Chordata; Actinopteri; Lampriformes; Lampridae. The coding region runs from base 111 to 1994 and encodes 627 amino acids. Gene Ontology annotation, biological process: engulfment of apoptotic cell; phosphatidylserine exposure on apoptotic cell surface; apoptotic process involved in development.